AUGGCUUCACAGGCCGCCGCACCGCCUUUGAGCAUACGUAUCUUGUCCCUCAACUGCUGGGGGCUCAAGUUCAUCUCCAAGCUCCGCAAUGAACGUCUUACCGAAAUUGGAGUCCAGAUCGCCGCUGCCAAUCCGCAACCAGACAUUGUAGGACUCCAGGAAUGCUGGACGCAACAAGAUUACCAUGCCAUUCGGGAAAAGACACGCCAUAUCUUGCCUUAUGGCAAGUUUUACCACAGCGGAAUCUUCGGUGGUGGUCUAGUCAUUCUGUCACGAUGGCCCAUUGUCGAGAGCAACAUGGUGCGCUAUCCAUUGAACGGACGGCCUGCUGCCUUCUAUCGCGGAGAUUGGUUUGUUGGCAAGGGCGUUGCAUGUGCGAGAAUACAGAUGGGUCCUUCCAAAAGAGAUAUUGCAGAGGUGUUUUGCACACAUCUCCACGCCCCCUAUGAACGCGAACCCCACGAUUCCUACAUCUGCCAUCGAACAGCCCAAGCGUGGGAAAUCACAAAACUCAUGCGCGCAGCUGCCGAGCGCGGCCACCUCGUCAUUGGUAUGGGCGACUUCAACAUGAUUCCCUUGUCCCUCGCACACCGCAUCAUCGAGACACAUUCGCCUGUUCAAGACGUGUGGCGCAUACUGCAUCCCGAUUCUUCUAUCGGCGCAGCCAAAGACAAGGUGGAGCAGGUGCGCGGUGUACCAAUGCCAUCGGCCCAGUACAACAUGACUAUCAAUGGCGCAACAUGCGACAGUGAGUUGAACUCUUGGAGAUGGAACAAAGGGCAGCAAAGGCGUCUCACAAAAGGCGAGAACGUCCAGAUAGAUCCCACGGUUCCAGAUCCAAAUGCGAAACGACUUGACUACGUCUUCUUCAGUAGCGGCCGAUACCACAAUCCGGAGACAAAGGAAGAGACAGCUGAGUGGACGCUCAAAGAAGCAAACGUGGGUAUGGACAUGCGUCACCCCACGCUACACUGCUCCCUCAGCGACCACUUCUCCGUCGAGGCGACAUUGACAAGGACUUCUACUGCACCAUCAGCCAUACGACUAUCCCCAUGGGCACUGCCUGAACGCUAUCUGCCCAUCGAGACCUACGACGAGAUCAUGGCAACCAUACUCAAGUACCAGGUCCGAGAGAGGAUACAGCGCAAGCUGCGCAUAGGCCACUUCUUCUACCAGCUCUCCUUCUCCAUUGGCUGUCUAAUAGGUGUCUGGUGGUCACCCAAGAAUUACGUGUCCUUCAUACUCAUGUUGUUGAGCACACUAGGAUUCAGUGUGGGUGUAAUCGAUGGACUGAUGGGGUUGUUGUUUGUUGGUAGCGAGAUGAGGGCACUCAAGGAAUUCGAGUGGGAGGUCCGUAAUACCAGGGAGCGGGCGCUCGCAAAGAACGAGCUUGUGAAGACGGAUUCUGAAAACAGGGAGAUAACUUUCGAAUCGGAGCGAUAA
Molecule: messenger RNA, 1443 nt
Organism: Alternaria arborescens
Lineage: Eukaryota; Fungi; Ascomycota; Dothideomycetes; Pleosporales; Pleosporaceae
Exons: 2
Coding region: 1-1443 (480 amino acids)
Cellular component (GO): cytoplasm
Molecular function (GO): sphingomyelin phosphodiesterase activity
Source: RefSeq, a predicted model, not a curated record